AUGCCUAUUUUCCAUGAUCCCAAUGAUAGUCCACCCGCGCCGUCAUACUUGGCUCACACCUCGCCCACCAACCUUGAAAGAGGUGGAGCCACGAGACUUGACUCGGAGGACGAUUGGGGCAACGCCAUGCGACAAGAAGAAGCCCUGACUGCCCAACGGUCGCUUGAAGUAGACGUCGAGUCUUCCACCCACACGCGCAAGCCGUCCAUGUUCGGUCGCAAUGAGUGGAUCGAGAGGAUAAAGAAGACCAACAGCCCAUCAUGGUUACAGUGGCAGGGUACCGAUAUCGCAAAUCAUGGGCCUAUCCCACCACGUCCGACUUCUGGAGACCGUCCAAGCCUUCCACGAACGCCUUCCACCGAAUUGCAAGCUUCGCGCACUUCUACCCCUGACCAUGUCCGAGAUGCUGCAGCGGCAGGCCUAGACAUCCAGCGCCCUCGAUCGGCAUUACACUCGGGCGACUUUCGGGAGCAGAGAGCGGCUACCGCAACCGACCAUGGCCACUCGUCUGCCGGUUUUGUAGCCACUUCGCCUGUGGUUCCUUGGGACCGUUCGUUUCCCGCGGCUGGAUAUCCGACCCGUACUAGCCAUGUCCAAUAUUCCGAGCCGAGCAACGACGACACUCGUACUGUCGCGCGGGCACGAGCGACGUCACACUCGUCACACAGUCAAUUCACACUUCUGCCACCCACAAGCCCCCUUGUGUACCAGGCAAACAACACAGGUCUAGACUUCUCCUCUGGUCCGAGUUCGCGAAAGACCUCUCCGAGUUCAUACGAGGAGUCAAUAUUGCGAGGACGUAUGUCAACUACGCCUUCGCGACCUCUAGACUUUGUCGCCAAAAUCGGCGUCCUUGGGCGUGGAGAUUGCAAGUCGAGUCUCAGGUGCCCACCUCAUGUAACAGUGCCUUUUCCUGCAGUCUUCUACAGCUACAAUACAGGCAAUGGUAGGAUCUCAGAUAACGAGCCAAGUCCAUAUGUCGGUCUCAUAGACCUGGAAAACUCAUUACCAGCGCCCGAUGAAAGCAAAGAAUCCGGUAAACAUAAGCGUCGCCAUGCUGUACCUCCCCCCGAUCAAGAUGACUUGGACUUUCGGAUACAUCUGGGAGAUGAAGAAAGUCUACAAACAACAAAAGGGAAUCUUCGACGAAAGGAGAAGAAGAAGAGACGGUCGACUUUACCGAAAGCGCCUCCCGGGGGAUGUUACCGGAUUCCGCCACAGGGCCAGCUUCAGAUAGUACUGAAGAACCCGAACAAGACGGCCGUGAAGCUAUUCCUCGUCCCGUACGACUUGUCCGACAUGGAGCCAGGGCAGAAGACCUUCAUCAGGCAGCGCAGUUAUUCUGCGGGGCCUAUCAUCGAUAUGCCCUCUUCUUCACGAAAGAACUUGGGCACAGACUGCCCAGAAGCUGCUCUCAGUAGUUCCGACGAUCCCAACGACCGACCUAUUCUGCGAUACCUGAUUCAUUUGCACAUAUGCUGUCCGUCAAAGGGUCGGCAUUAUCUGUACAAAAGCAUACGCGUCGUUUUUGCCAAUCGAGUGCCAGAUGGUAAGGAGAAGCUGAGAAAUGAAAUUCAGCAGCCAGAGCCAAGAUACAGCACGUACAAACCGACAAGAGACUCUAUGGCAUCGCAAAAGACCCAGUCUAGCGGGCCUCAGCUUACAGACAAAGUCUCCCGUCGUCGCAGCGCUGGAUGGCCACUUUCUCACUCACAGCAGGCCUACGAUGCGCUUGAUAACAUUAGGCAGCACACACCCUUGCCUCCUCCAACAGUGAAGUUUACUGGUGACAAUGCCAACUCAUCUGCGUCGAGCAGUUUCAGCUCACAUGUAGCCGACUUACAACCCAUUCCCUUUGCUCUCAGUCGACUAGCUGCGAUUCAGUCACAACCUGUUUCUCGCGAGUGCAUGGAUGUUGAUCCGAAGAGCCCCUUCAGGACACCUGUUACAUCACCGAGGCCUGUCGUGAGCCCGAAUAGCUCCAACGACGGCACGUUUGAGAAACUCAGCAAAGGCGACAUUGGGUAUGGUGGGAAUGCCUUUUCACCACUCGGGAGCCCAACUGGACCUCCGAAUGCAGGUCUACUGUCGCAGAAAUUGCGGGGGCUGGGUGUGCAGCGCGAUGGAGAAGAGUCAACGUGA
Molecule: messenger RNA, 2142 nt
Organism: Pyrenophora tritici-repentis Pt-1C-BFP
Lineage: Eukaryota; Fungi; Ascomycota; Dothideomycetes; Pleosporales; Pleosporaceae
Source: RefSeq, a predicted model, not a curated record